AUGUCGGAUGCCCUGUCCCAGGCGCCCGACGGGUUGAUUGGAGGCUAUCGGGGAAACAACCUGACGGUCAAGAUCCUGAUGGUGGUCUUCUCUUCAAUAGCCCUCUACAAUGCUAUUGAGCUGUUCAUAUUACUGUUUCUGACCUUCCAACAAUACCGUGGGCUCUACUUCUGGACACUCCUUCUCUCGGUGGUGCUUGGGGUAAUCCCCCACACGAUCGGAUACAUCUUGGAGUUCUUUAAUCUGGCUCCCCUCUGGCUAUGUCUCACGAUCUCGACGAUUGGAUUUUAUGUCAUGGUCCCUGGCCAGUCCGUGGUACUGUAUUCUCGUCUUCAUUUGGUGGUCCAGAGCCAUAAGAUCUUACGUUUUGUCCUGUGGCUCAUCAUUAUUGAUGCGGUCAUUCUCUUAAUCCCAACGACCGUCUUAACAUUUUCGACCGCUUACAUUGGCACGGUCCCCAUCAUUCGAGGCUAUAAUGUCAUGGAGCGCAUGCAACUGGCCUGGUUCUGCACCCAGGAGUUCGUCAUCUCCGGCAUUUACAUAUCAGAAACCGUGAAACUAUUAAGAUUGAUGCCAGACAAGAAUCAAAGACGAACCAAGAUCAUGUACGAGCUCCUGGCGAUCAACUUCGUGAUCAUUCUCUUGGAUGUUGCACUUUUGGUGGUCGAAUAUAUCGGCUUCUAUUCAUUACAAACAACUCUGAAGCCGAUGGUGUACAGCAUCAAACUGAAGCUCGAAUUCGGUGUUCUUGGCAAGCUGGUGGCUCUUGUCCAGAACCAUCGAUCGCAACCCACCUCAUCUGAGCAUGAUGAAUAUCCUACAUUUGUGGACCCAUCUCAGUUAACGUCCGACGUGACCCGUGCCGCGCCCGUCGAGGCACGCAUGUCGCGCGGUAUGAAUGCCUGGAACACCAUCUCCAUGGAAAGCCUGUCCACCUCCGAGCAGCGCAUCCGCCCAUCGACUCGAUCGAGGCUAUCCAGUGACAGUUUAACUUGA
Penicillium macrosclerotiorum is the source of this 996-nucleotide messenger RNA. RefSeq lists its product as uncharacterized. Bases 1 to 996 code for a protein of 331 amino acids. The record is from RefSeq and is a predicted model, not a curated record. Lineage: Eukaryota; Fungi; Ascomycota; Eurotiomycetes; Eurotiales; Aspergillaceae. The transcript has a single exon.